CCCGCCCCGCGCGCUUGUCCCGGCAUCCCUGGCUGCGGGCGGCGGAAGAGGUUUACAGCAGUGGCAGCACCCAUGGCUGGUCCCCUGUGGCGGGCCACAGUCUUUGUGCAGAGACACAGGACAGGUCUCUUGGUGGCUUCCUGUGCCGGCCUGUUUGGGGCUCAAAUUUCAUACCACCUCUUCCCAGAUCCUGUGGUGCGAUGGCUGUACCAGUACUGGCCACAGGGCCAGCCUGCCCCACUCUCCCCAGAGCUGCAGAAACUUUUGCAAGAGGUGCUACAGGACAUAGGCAUUCCCUCGAGCCAUUGCUACAAGGCCUUCACCACCUUCACCUUCCAGCCUGUGAGUGCCGGCUUCCCACGACUUUCUACUGGGGCAGUGAUGGGAAUCCCUGCCAGCUUCCUGGGUGGCCCAGUGAUCAACACUGAUCAUCCUGUGAUUGUACAUGGGCACAGAGUGAACUGGCAGAGCCCAGCAGGCACCAGACUGAGAGAUGCCCUGAUUCUGUCCCAUGAUGCCCAAAAGUUCGCCUUAUCCAGGGAAGUGGUCUACCUGGAGAGCAGUGCAGCUGUCUUGCAGGCCCUGCCAGCCCCAGCUUCCCUGGCAGGAACUUGGGCACUUACUGUGGGUGCCAAGCAUGCCCUGGGGCUCUAUGGAGGCCCUAUGAGCUUACGGGCAGCCUUCAACUUAGUGGCAGCCGUGGCGGGCUUUGUAGCCUAUGCCUUCUGCACAGACUCCCUUACUCUUACUCUGGAAGCCUGGCUAGACCGCCGCACAGCCACCCUGUCUGCAGCCCAUGCCCGAGGUGGAGUGGAAUUCUAUGAGAAGGUUCUCUCUGGGAACCUUGCCUUGCGCAGUCUUUUAGGCAAGCAAGGGGAGAAGCUGUAUACACCCAGUGGCAACAUCAUUCCCAGACACUGGUUCCGCAUCAAACAUUUGCCCUAUACAACCCGCCGGGACUCUGUACUACAGAUGUGGAAGGCAACACUCAAACCUAGCCACUCUUGAGGGCUCAUCUCAAAGACAGUUCCAGCUGGUGCAGGACCGUCUUGCCAUUGGGGGACUCUCGGUGCCUCUGUGCCCACAGCCCAGUGUCAGGGAAAGCAGACUUCAGAGUUAACCAGUCUAGAUUUUACCCCACCCCACCACUUACGACCUCAGGGACUUUGGCACAGUCCCUUUAUGUAUCUGAGCCUUGUUCUCCCCAAUUGUAAAAUGAGGAUGAUGUAAACUAUCGCACAGAAUUGUAAGGUGAGAUCAUGAACAAGUGGGCCCAGCAGGAAAGACCUGCCAUAAAUAAACA
Molecule: messenger RNA, 1303 nt
Organism: Condylura cristata (star-nosed mole)
Lineage: Eukaryota; Metazoa; Chordata; Mammalia; Eulipotyphla; Talpidae
Gene: TMEM177
Product: transmembrane protein 177
Exons: 2
Coding region: 73-1008 (311 amino acids)
Source: RefSeq, a predicted model, not a curated record